Penicillium argentinense is the source of this 1236-nucleotide messenger RNA. Its product is annotated as reverse transcriptase/ribonuclease H family protein. NCBI's taxonomy places the organism in Eukaryota, Fungi, Ascomycota, Eurotiomycetes, Eurotiales, Aspergillaceae. The coding region runs from base 1 to 1236 and encodes 411 amino acids. The record is from RefSeq and is a predicted model, not a curated record. The transcript has a single exon.
AUGGAUGCGGCUAAAUGUUUCUACCAAUGGCCGAUUCAUCUUGCCGAUAGACAACAUAUGGCCGUGACCUCGCCUCGACGUCAGGAAGUGUUUCAAAUCGUGAUCAUGGGAUAUUGUAAUAGCGUCGCAUUCGUCCAGAGGCAAAUGGUCUCGAUUCUUCGCGACUUCGCUGGAUGGUGUCGAGCUUACGUCGAUGGUGUUUUCACCACAUCUCCCACGUGCGACGAUCAUUUGAACCAUCUUCAUACGCUCCUGGCAAGGCUGGAAGAAUUCGGAAUCAAGUUGGAGCCACGCAAAUCCUACAUCGCUUUUCCUUCUAUCCAUUUUCUGGGGCAGCGCGUUGAUGCAUUCGGCAUGACCACCCGUGAUGAGCGAAUCAAAGCCAUCACAAACCUUCAGUUUCCGAAGACUUUGAAGCACUUAGAGACGUACCUGGGCAUGACGGGCACAGUCCUCCAUUACAUUCGGGGAUACGCCGCGAAAAUCGAACCGCUACAACAGCCUAAAACAUUGUUGCUCCGGAACAGCCCGGUUAAAGGUCAUUCACGCCGAUCUUUCUCAGUCCGCACUCUGGCUGAACAACCCUCUGCUGCAGAACGACGCGCUUUCGACGAGCUGCAGGCAGAAUUUGCUGAUAGCCCUUGGUUGACCCAUCAUGAUUCGCAGCGACAAUUGUAUGUAGAUCUCGACGCUUCGAAGGAAGCAGGAUUCGGAGCAAUGGUCUUUCAUGUCAACCCAACUCACGUACAUGAUAUAUCAAAGCCGCCAGCUGCCAACGCCAUUCAGCCAGUUCUGUUUCUCAGUCGGGAUCUUUCUGCAGCGGAACGAAACUAUUGGCCCACAGAAUUAGAAGUCGCGUGCCUUGUAUGGGUCCUACGCAAGAUACGGCACAUGGUGCAAGCCGCCCCGCCCCACCUCCCAGUCGUGAUCUACACCGACCAUAGCAGCACAACACCAAUCGCGCAAAGCUCUCCACUUCGUUCCGUCGCAUCAGAUCGGCUCAACUUACGAUUAGUUCGCGCUUCUCAGUACAUCCAGCAGUACCGACUCAGAGUGUUUCACAGACCAGGCGCAACGAACCAAGUAGUAGAUGCGCUGUCUCGGUUGCCGACAAAGCAACAUGAAGCAGGGCAAUCGGAUGAUCUCGAUGCACUUUUGGCCGUUCGUUUUGUGCUGAAGCAAAACCGAGCGUUGUCGGUACAAUGCACCUUUCUGAAGACUUCAAAAACCGAGUAA